AUGUCGUCUGGACCCCGGAAGAAGGCCCUCCUGAAAGUGAUCAUCCUCGGCGACUCGGGCGUCGGCAAGACGUCGCUGAUGAAUCAAUACGUAAACAAGCGCUUCUCUAAUCAAUACAAGGCGACUAUCGGCGCCGAUUUUCUAACAAAGGACGUGAUGAUUGAUGAUCGUUUAGUGACAAUGCAGAUCUGGGACACGGCCGGCCAAGAACGCUUCCAGUCGCUUGGCGUAGCAUUUUAUCGAGGUGCCGAUUGCUGUGUAUUGGCGUAUGAUGUCACGAAUUCGACGUCUUUCAAGAAUCUCGACUCGUGGAGGGAUGAAUUCUUGAUUCAGGCUUCCCCCCGGGACCCUGAACAUUUUCCCUUUGUUUUGUUGGGGAAUAAGGUAGACCUUGAGCAAAAUCGUGCCAUCUCGACAAAACGGGCGCAAACCUGGUGCCAGAGUAAGAACAACAUUCCCUAUUUUGAGGUUUCCGCAAAAGAGGCCGUCAACGUCGAGUCGGCGUUCCAGACGAUCGCGCGCGACGCGUUGGCGCGAGAAUCGCAAGACACACAGGAUUUCCCGGAUUUCCCAGAUCAGAUUCGCCUCGACGGCGGCAACAGCGCGCGCAACCAAUCGGGCGGCUGCAAUUGC
Mesorhabditis spiculigera is the source of this 633-nucleotide messenger RNA. Lineage: Eukaryota; Metazoa; Nematoda; Chromadorea; Rhabditida; Rhabditidae. The record is from the annotation of a GenBank genome assembly.